Molecule: messenger RNA, 822 nt
Organism: Mesocestoides corti
Lineage: Eukaryota; Metazoa; Platyhelminthes; Cestoda; Cyclophyllidea; Mesocestoididae
Source: the annotation of a GenBank genome assembly
AUGUUUGACUCGCACAACGAACAGCUAACUUGUGCCUUGGAUCUUUUACGGCGGAUGCCUCCGCAAAAAUUCGAACAUGUUCUUCAGUGUGUCCUGGAUGUUUGUCCGCAGAUCUCCGAAUCUGUUCUUAGCUCUGUUGACCAACCAAUGAAGAUUAAGCAGGACACAAAAGCUGGUCGUGAUUAUCUCUUAUCUGAUUUUAAUCGCGAUGGAGAUUCAUUCCGCUCACCCUGGACGAAUGUUUAUGAUCCACCUCUUGAGGACGGUGUACUACCCUCAGAACGUUUACGUGUUCUUGAGAUCGACGCUAAUAACGCUUUUGACCAGUAUCGUGGAAUGUACUUUGAGGGCGGCAUUUCGUCUGUUUAUUGCUGGGACCUUGAUCAGGGUUUCGCCAUGGCUAUUUUAAUUAAAAAAACUGGCAAUGCCGCUUCCUCCAGUGGCUGUUGGGAUUCUGUCCACGUUGUCGAGGUUCAGGAGCGUCCAACCGCGAAGUCGGCGCAUUACAAAUUGACAAGCACGGUUAUCAUGUGGAUAGAAACGAACACGGCCAAGUGUGGAGCUUCUACCUUGAGUGGGCACCUCAGUCGCAUGGUUGAACGUGAGGCCCCUCUUGUCGAUCAAAAACAACACAUCAUCAACAUUGGUUCCAUGGUUGAAACCCACGAGAAUCAAAUGAGGUCUACCUUGAACGACGUGUACUUCAGUUCCUCGAAGUCGAUAAUCGAUUCGAUGCGCACCUACUGGACCGCAGAGGAGGAGCAGCUGCGGCGGCAGGUGGCACAGAGCAUGAACCAGGCCAUGCAGCAGAAGAACCAGUAA